Messenger RNA from Ostrinia furnacalis (Asian corn borer), 270 nucleotides. RefSeq names its product bombyxin B-1-like. The record is from RefSeq and is a predicted model, not a curated record. Gene Ontology annotation, cellular component: extracellular region. Bases 37 to 270 code for a protein of 77 amino acids. Gene Ontology annotation, molecular function: hormone activity. NCBI's taxonomy places the organism in Eukaryota, Metazoa, Arthropoda, Insecta, Lepidoptera, Crambidae. The transcript has a single exon.
GUAGCGCGAAGUAGUUAAGUUAGUAACUAACUAGUGAUGAGGAGCCGCGUGUUGUUUUUGCUGGUGGGCCUGGUGGUGUUGGCGGCGGUGGCGGCAGGUGAUGGGCAGUUCUUCUGCGGGCGGCGGCUGGCCAACACGCUGGCGCAGCUGUGCCCGGGCGCCGACAAGCGCGCGGCGCUGGGCUGGUGGCGGCGCGGCAAGCGCGGUGGCGUGGUGGCCGAGUGCUGCGACAACCCCUGCACCAUCGACGAGCUGCUCUCCUACUGCUAG